AUGUAUAUUAAAUCUCCAACAGUAGCAUGUGACUCACCUCCUGACGCGCCAAAUGAUUUUUAUAAUUAUUACGGACUUCGUGGCGUACAGUACAAUCCUUUACUAUUCUAUCGCGCGGAACAGUUGGAAAAUCUAGAUAAUAAAUGUGUGCUAUUUUAUGAUUACAUGAGUUUGUUACCAACCAACGUUCCCAUAUUAUCGAAAUCAAUGAUUGUUCAAGCUCCACGUGGAGCCGGGAAGACGCAUGUUCGUGAAUGUAUAAUAUCACAGAUACCGAAAGAGCGUCAUAUUCAAUUAAAAAUAUAUGGUAAAACUGUCGAUCAGUAUUUGGAUAAAUUUUUGAGCAACAUUGAUGUUACUUCUGAGCCUCAAUCUAUAAAAAUACAGAAAUAUUGGACACAACAACGUUUUCUACAAUUGAUUUUAACUGAAUUGGUAUCGAAUUUCGUAAAUAGUAAAUAUUUGCAACUUUUGAAAGAAGAAAGAAGUCAUUUCUCAUUUCAUACUCGCGAAGAAAUUGCCACACUCUUGGCAUUCUAUACGACAACAGAUCCGGAUACAUUAUGUAAAAUGGUGAACAUACUAUUAUUUGAAAAAACCGAAUGUUUUGUAUGGGAUUGUAAUAUAAAAUGCGACAAAUUUCAAUCUACCGAUUUUGCUAAGGAUAUGUUCAUUUCAUUGAAAGAAAAACACAAUGAAAUCAAAGUGAAACGUCAUACGUCGACAACUACAGAUGUUGCAUUAAUGAUUUUAUUGGGUGUACACUCCAAAACCGGAGUAUCACCCCUGUUAUAUCUCCAAAACGAUUAUCGGGAUCAACUGACCUCGUUGAUUAGUUUUUUAAAUUCAAUGGGAGUUUCUAUUUCAGUCUUCGUGGAUUCACUGGAUGAAAGUAUUCACUUUUUUAACUCGGAAGAUACUAAUUUAGUUGCAUUACAAGCAUUCGUUAAUUCUGUAAUUGAUCCAGAAACGCUGCAUUUUGCAUUGGGCGAUUGGGGAGAAUAUAUGCACACCCAAUCGGCAUUAUCUUUUUAUGUUUUCAUACCUGAAGUGUCAGCUACUCCAAUAAAUAUUACAUGGGCUCGUAGGGAUAAAAUACCGAUAUUUACAUUAAAAUGGAAUGAACUCCAAUUAAUUAAUUAUGUCAAUUACAUAUUUGGUCAUCUACGAAAACAGUCAGCAGUGGCAUGCAAACAUUUACCAAACAUAUGCUCAGUAUUGGCUGGACAAGAAUUAUGUAUUAAAUAUAUGAAAAAAUUGCGUCAUCCUCGUGACUUUCAUAUAUUCUUUAAUAUUCUUAUUGAACAGAUCAACACUGUUUAUUCACAACGUGACCCACCAUUUAUCGCUACUGAACAAGAUUUAACUAAUGCAUUCGAAAAAUUACAAUAUCAUAUUUUAAAAGAAACAUUGAUGUAG
Molecule: messenger RNA, 1419 nt
Organism: Rotaria socialis
Lineage: Eukaryota; Metazoa; Rotifera; Eurotatoria; Philodinida; Philodinidae
Source: the annotation of a GenBank genome assembly